AUGGCGGUGAGAGCGGCAGUGCUGGCGUGCGCGAUCUCUGCAGCCUCUUGCUUCCAUGCGCCAGUGGUUUUGAGUGGAUCCUCCCUCAAGUCCAACGCUCUGCUCAGAUCUCCGAUGGUCACGGCAGUGGGGAGAAGAAGCACAUUCUGUGCUCCUCGGAUGAGCGACAUGAGCGACAUGACCAUUGAGAUGUUGAAGCGUGUCGAAAAGACCUUGGGAGAGCUUCCAGAGACCGAACUCAUUCGGACAGUUUGCGCAAAGGUUGCUGCGAAAGUGGCAACAUUGAGAACAGGAUCCAAGUCUUCAGCAACUGCUACUGCAGCAACCCAGACGCAGAUCUUCGACAGUGAUGAAGAUAGUGACAAGUACUAUGGAAUCGGAGAAUCUUCUUCAAAGGAUUUGGAAGAUAGUCUUCCAACCUUGGAACAACGAAGGGCCGCAAGGCCCACGCAAGCUAGUCUGCCGAAAACUCAAGCAGCACCAUCACCACCACCAGCACCAGCAGCUUCAACACCUACUCCUGUCAAACGCGCCGGGUCCACCGAAGCAACUUCAGGAAGCAGGUCUAAGUACCUUGACAUUAAGCCUAUUGACAACGUUAAGACUGCAACUGACGAGUCAGUUGUCGAUGAUGAUGAAUGGACAAAGGAGUAUGUCAAGACCUUCGGAAGCAAACCAAAUCUUGAUCCCCUCAUUGAUGAUGAGACCCCAAGGCCACCUCCAAGGGCAGGAGAAAUUGAUGGAUUUGCAAAGAUCAGACUGGUGCAAGCAAAUGCCAAGUCUUAUCCGACACCUCAGGACUACAUGGAUGCUUUGAACGCUGCGAUCUUCGAGUGGAAAGCAGAGCGUUCAAAAAGAGGGGAGCUGGCAGGAGCCGUUGUCUCGGAUCGUUACAUUGACCAACUCAAUUCGGUGAAGGGAGGUUCAAGUGCAAUGCUGGAUAGCGUUUCUGCAAGAAAGUUCACGCUUGAUAGCAUGCUCGUCGAGGAGAAAGGGGUCGAUUCCAACGGCAACGAGCGGGGAGUUCUUGUGGACGCUCCUGGAAGCAUGGGAAUGGCAGGAGUGCAAGUUGGCGAUGCCCUCUUGGAAGUCAAUGGUGCUGAAGUCCAAAGCUAUGCCGAUUUGAGGACCGCCAUGUCGAAAAUCCAUUCGACCGGCGAACUGUCUGCUGAGGUUGUCAUACAGAGACAGGGCAAGCCAACACCAGAAAGGAUUCGGAAUCUCAAAUUGUGCAUCACUGAGCUUAAGUGA
Guillardia theta CCMP2712 is the source of this 1251-nucleotide messenger RNA. RefSeq lists its product as hypothetical. Bases 1 to 1251 code for a protein of 416 amino acids. The transcript has 11 exons. Lineage: Eukaryota; Cryptophyceae; Pyrenomonadales; Geminigeraceae. The record is from RefSeq and is a predicted model, not a curated record. Gene Ontology annotation, molecular function: protein binding.